Molecule: messenger RNA, 3204 nt
Organism: Bursaphelenchus okinawaensis
Lineage: Eukaryota; Metazoa; Nematoda; Chromadorea; Rhabditida; Aphelenchoididae
Source: the annotation of a GenBank genome assembly
AUGCAACUCGUAAGUAAAAUACCUUAUUUUAAGCAAUUUAUAAAUUUAUUUCAGACAAAUUUAUCAUAUUUACCAAACCGACCGUCGCUUCAUAUCCAAUUUCCCAACGCUUCAGUUCUCUUGGACGCGGCAUGUAACUUUGACGUCGUUAGUAACUUUAUGCCAGUCAGAUUGGUCAGCAAGUAAGUUUUUUGUCUUUUUGUAUUGUCGUUUUUUUGUUUUUAGGUAAUUGAAUUUGAGUAUUUUAGUCAAAAGUCGCAGUUAAACCAUGCAUCUGAUCCAAAGGACCCAAAUUUGGCCGGGUUGAAAAAGAUCGGUGGAGAAUUACUGAUUGAUGCUGUUCCAGAGGUUCAACCGAUGAAAGUGAGGGAAAUUUUUGACUUUUUAUUUCAAGUUUAGUGUUUUAUUAGGCAUUACGAGUUAAGAAAAGUGUUUUUUUACGAUUUAAGGUGUUUUUUUAGGUAUAAGAAUUUUGCAUUUUCAAUCUUACAAAUUUAAAAUAUAAUGGUUUUAAAUUUCAGCUUCAAAACAUAGAUUUUACAAAGAUAGAUGUCGUGUUAAUUUCAAGUUGGAUGAGUUUAUUAGCAUUGCCAUACAUAACUGAAGAGACAGGAUUUACUGGUGUUGUAUAUGCUACAGAACCUACAAAAGAGCUUGGAAGCUUGGCAUUGGAGGAACUUGUGUCAAUGAUGGAAGAUGUACAUAAGAAGAGUACAGAUUGGAAGAACAAGCCUUUCUGGAAGACUUUCGGCAAAGCCAAACUGAACGAUCCUAAAGCCUGGAAGGAGAUUUACAGCCGGGAACACAUGGAGAAGGCCUUGAACAAGGUCUCUUUGAUUAGUUUUGGGGAAACGAAGGUAAUAUUCGAGUUAUAUUGUUGUAGUUUUGCGUUUAGACUGUGAACGGGCUUGUCAGAUGUACAGCAUUUUCUUCUGGACAUUCGAUUGGAUCUUGUAAUUGGAUUAUUGAGUAUGACACUUGUAAGGUAAUGUUGGUUUAAAUGCUUUCGGUCUAAGUUUUUGUGAAACUGAUAAAAUAUAUUCUUAUAUUAGGAAUUUAAGAGUGAGAAACAUUAAAUUUUUACUUAAAAGUAUAAUAAACUAACUUUAGAUGGGAUACAUCACAAACAGUGCAGGCCGACCGUCACAUGUGAAGCCAGCACAUUGGAUACCGUUCAAAAUGAUUGAUAAUUUGAUAGUAACAUCCAUCAGUCGAUUUGCAAAUUCUGAUCCGAAGGCCAACGUUCAACGUUUGGCGUAUACGAUGGUAGAGACAUUGAAAGCUGGGGGAAAUGUUUUGUUUCCUGUCAAUCCAGUAGGCAACGUUUUUGAUAUUUUGGAGGUUGUUAUUAGUGCUAUGGAUAAUGUAAGUUGAAUUUACUUAGUUUUGUUGUUUUUUCGAUGAUUUCAAGUUUUUUAGAAAUAAUAGAGCUAUUAUAGUUUAAUCACAUUUAUUUUAGGCUAGAGUAUCUAGAGACGUUCCAGUUUAUUUCAUCUCACCCGUGGCUGCCAGUGCCUUAGCUUUUGUUAACAUCUUUCCUGAAUAUCUUGUAGAACAAAAGUCUCAACGAGUCUACAAUGCUGAUGAACCGUUUGUUUUUACUGAAGUGAGUUACUUAUUACUUUGUCAGCGUUAGCCGAUGCAUUAAUAUCGGGACAAACAAGGAAGGAGUUGAUGGUUUACAUGGCACUUAAUUCAAUAUUGUUUAAUUUGAAUAAGCAAUAAGUUAAUUUCAGUUGAUCAAAGAGAACAGAAUUAAAGUCUACAGCUCUAUUCAUGGUGCAUUUUCACGAGAUUUCAAGCCGCCGUGUGUUGUACUAACUGGACAUCCUAGCUUGAGGUUUGGCAGUGCAAUUCACUUCUUGGAAAUGUGGGGGAAUGACAAAAAGAACUCUAUGAUUGUUACAGGUAAUAUUUUUACAACUACAACUUAAAGUAUUUACUUUUUAAAAAUUUUUGAUGUUUUAAACCGUUUAUUAAUACAAGAUAGAUGUUUAAUCACAAGAUGUAAUGUAUAAAAUAUUAUAAAAUUUCUAGUAUUAACUUUGAUUUUUCAGACCCAGAUUACCCGUUGGCAGAUGUGUAUAAAGCUUUCAAGACCUUCUCUAUACCUGCUUAUGAGUUUCCAAUUGAUACUCGAAUUGAUUUUAACUAUUUUACAAGUAGCAUUUUACCCGAAUUGUGCCCUAAACAACUGAUAGUACCUGACACCUACUUGAGAGGGAGAACCGGGCUUACUGAUGUUCAUGUAGGUUGUGUUUACUAAAUUUUUGAUAUGUUUAUCUUAAAUUUUUAAAAUUUUCGCCUCUACAGUUUUUUUUUGUUUAAAAAUUUGUUUCAUUAAAUCAUUAUAUAUUUAGAUUUUUUUUGGAAUUUUUAUAAAAUGUAAAAUACGGCUUUUAUACUACGAGCGUUCAAAAUAUUGUUUUUAUUAAGUUGUAGAUCAAUACUAUUUUUUUUAUUAACAUGAUUUUUUCAGAAGAACAUUGUAACGUACAAGCAUGGUCUUCCGGUUGAUGUCUCUGGUGAUUUUGGUCGUAAACGUGCACUUGUUAUGCCAGAUGUACUUGGAAGUAUGAGGAUGGAGAACAAAAGGUUCAAAAAGGAUAUAUCAAUGAGCACUUUCAAUGGUUACCUCUCAACAUAUGACAAUGAGUUCUCACUUUUGGUAAUAUUUUGAUGGUUUUUUAAAAUUAAAAAAAUUUUUUACGUAAAAUAGGUUUGGACUUCAACAGUCAUUUUAUUGUUCUAUCAGGCUAUUCGAAUAAUUCUGUGUCUUUUUUGAAGCAAAUUUUUAAGGUUAGGGGGCACAAAUGUAUUUGAACAAAGUUGAGCCACACUUACUGGGGUAUUUGAUCGAACUACGACCUAAUAUUUUUCUUGAGUUACUUUACAUUACUUUAUGUUAUACUUAAAUUUUAGUGUGACACAUCAAAAGUAUCAUCCGAAGGUCUCAGGCCGAUAAAAGCUAAAUACAGUGGACAGAUCUCAGCAGAUACUCUAAUAUCAAAAUUGAAAGUUAAUGGAAUAUCAGCUGAUCACGGCCAAUCUGAUAUAGGGAAAUGCACGGUGGUCAUCGUACCAUCAUUAGAAGCUCAAGUGCUCAUCAAGAAUGGAGGAACUAAAAGUAUUAUCAGAUGCUCGAUUCUGGAGAAUCGAUUGCAGAUUCAGAAGAUCAUCGCAGAUUGUUUGGAGAAGGUUUAA